Molecule: messenger RNA, 2109 nt
Organism: Branchiostoma belcheri (Belcher's lancelet)
Lineage: Eukaryota; Metazoa; Chordata; Leptocardii; Amphioxiformes; Branchiostomatidae
Product: serine/arginine-rich splicing factor 3-like
Exons: 9
Coding region: 33-779 (248 amino acids)
Biological process (GO): mRNA splicing, via spliceosome
Cellular component (GO): nuclear speck
Molecular function (GO): RNA binding; zinc ion binding
Source: RefSeq, a predicted model, not a curated record
UCAAGUUUAUUUCACCCCUGUUGUAGAUCAUCAUGUCGAGGUAUGGGAGAGAUCCGCGCGACCAGUGUCCCCUGGACUGCAAGGUCUACGUGGGGGACCUGGGUACCCGCGGGAACGAACGGGAGCUUCGAGACAUCUUCAGCUACUACGGCCCCUUGAGAAACGUCUGGGUGGCUCGCAAUCCGCCGGGCUUUGCGUUUGUGGAGUUCGAGGACCCCCGUGAUGCUAAGGAUGCCGUCAAGCACCUAGACAGAAGAGAGAUCUGUGGAGCACCAGCCCGUGUGGAGAUGUCCACGGCUCGCCAAGCAAGGGAAGCGAGAGAAGGAAUGGGAGGUGGUCGACGCUCGCGAUAUGGCCCGCCGCCUCCGUACUACCGUCGUCCCUUUGACCCACUAGACCGUUGUUACGAGUGUGGCGAGCGCGGACACUAUGCCCGAGACUGCUACCGCUACCGCCGCCGGAGCCGUUCUCGCAGCCGUGACCGCCGCCGCCGCACGCGGUCCCGCUCCAGGUCCCGCAGCCGCGACCGCAGGAGGAGCUACAGCAGGAGCCGGUCUCGCUCGCCCUCCCGCUCCCGCAGUCGGAGCCGCAGCAGGUCCCGCCGCAGCAGGUCCCGCAGCCACACUCCACGCAGCAGGUCUGGCUCCCGGCGCGAAUCGCGCUCCAGGUCAAGGACUCCAGAGAAGCGCUCCCGUUCCCCGUCACGUGGACGCAGUGGCUCUCCAGACAAGCUUAAAGAGAACGGAGUAGAUGAUGUGCAGAAGGAAAACGACGACUGAAGCAAGCUACCUCCUCUCAGCUCCAGGCCAACUGGAACUGCAGAGAGACACAAACCUUUACCACAUUUCAUCUUGUAAAUUUAGUGUAAGUGUUAAAAGAGUUGGUCGGGCUGUCGGGAGACCUUGGUAAUGAAGUAGACAUGAGCAGGCCUCUGAAUCACAGCCCCCUCUGUAGCAAGAAAAAAAAAAUGUAAGAUAAAAUUUUGUUUUAAAGAAAUAUGAUGUUUGGUAUUUCCCUUCAACUGUGUAAAUCCUGUGGAGGAUUGUGGAGUAAAUGUGGGGGUUCAAUAACCAAUUCCAUCAAAUGUUUUCCAUUGUGAAAGCAUGCUACCAUCCACUGGAAAACAACAAUGUCAAGAAGGAACAAAAAAACGGUAAUCUUGAUUAUUCAAUUUGGUGGCAUGAAAGUUUUUUAAGACUUGAAUAAGAGGAAACAGUCGUAAAAACUUUUUCCUGCCACCAUUUUGAAGAUUUGGUUGAAUCUCUGUGAGAUGUCAUUGUUGAAAUCCUUCCUCCUCCAAGGAUUUACUCUGAAAAAGGGAAGAAAAAAGAAGUUGAGUAUGAGUAUGACUAGUGCUGUACAAACAUAGCUGGUAUUGUUGGAUUAAAGUGGUGAAAGAAACCUUGAAAGUCCUUUUGCUAGCAGAGCUGUUUGGCCCUAUAUUCCUGUAUAUGGAGGUGAUGGCAUUAUAUUAUUGGAGAAAUGUAUCGCAUAUAUCCGCUAGCUUUGGUAUUACCUGUGCAGCUAAGGGAUGAAUGUCUAGUUGAUGCUGAGAAAUCAUGCGAUGCUACAGUUGAAGCCAACUUUUUUGAGCAUUCAUAAAAAUGUGUCUAGUAUAGUACAUUCCAUUACCUGUAGUUCUGCCAUAGUCUGUCAAGAACAGUAACUUCCUCUGACCAAGCUUGUCUGCAAUACUUCAGCCGGAGCUUCUAAAAUAGAUACUGGAAGAGACAAGUUCAUCAUCUUGAAUUACUAUUUGAAGUUUUCUUUUGGUGAAUAUGUGAAAUUUAUUAGACUGGUAGUGAUAUUGUGACAAAUAAUAGGUGUAAGUGGAGUCAUACCGUGAGAUUUCCUGUAUAUGGUGUAAUAAUAACUGUUAGUUGGGUUUUGUUAUUUCUGUAUAGGUGUUCCAUGAACGUUAGUAACAGAAAUUUCUGCAACUAGCUCUACACUUGUCUGAACCAGCUUUGGAAGCAGUUUAUGAUGUAGCCUUCUUGUCCAGUGAUUUUCUGUUGCUUUUUCGAGAAGGUCCUUCUAUUUCUUACCGCCAGUGCUUCGUCCGCUGUUUUUGAAUGUUUGAUGUGCUUUUAAUAAAGAUCACCAGAUAUC